Messenger RNA from Auxenochlorella protothecoides, 1218 nucleotides. RefSeq lists its product as hypothetical. Bases 1 to 1218 code for a protein of 405 amino acids. The transcript has 5 exons. NCBI's taxonomy places the organism in Eukaryota, Viridiplantae, Chlorophyta, Trebouxiophyceae, Chlorellales, Chlorellaceae. The record is from RefSeq and is a predicted model, not a curated record.
AUGCUUGACGACGAGGACUGGGGCUUUGGGGAGUUCCAGUCGGCACCCGGCGGGGAGCCGGGCCCGAGCACCGACGACGGCCGGAGCGACCCCUCGUGGAGCCAGCCACGGCGUGGAAUGAAGGGUAUAGGCUCGGAGGAUGCCCUCCAGCCGGGCAUGGAGGUGCUGUACCUUGGGAGGGACGGGGGCGAGCUGCCCGUGCAGGUGGUGUCUGUUGACAGGAGUGUCCUGCCAUACAGCUAUGGCAUCCUGCUGGGUGGGAACUACCGUGAGACAGAGGCCAGCCGGCUGAGGGUGGCGGGCGACGGUGCUGGGAAUCAGGAGGUGUACCCGCAGACGCUGAUCCCCUCUGGUCUGAGCCAUGGUGGGGUCGAGAGGUGCUGCAGCCCAGAAGCAGCCGUCGAGCUGCGUACCGAGAGUGCUGACUUUUCGUUUGGGGAGUGGACGGGGCUGGAGGUGAGCACCGUGCUCGUCCCGACUGAAGCCACCGCCAUGCACACUGGGGCCCUGGAUGCCAUGGGACCUCCGAGCGCGCCGGUGGCGGCUGCAAACCACGACUGGUCAGAACCGCUUCCUGAGGACCUCUUUGGAGGGGCGGCGACGGAUGAAGCCGAGGCUGCGUCUCGGGAACUGGACCCCCUUCGCACUGACCUUGCCUUGGACACCCUGCAAGUUGAGCCCAGGAGCUUUGAUCCCAGGGCAUGCGCCCAAUUGCUCUCCGAGGCCGCACCGGCGCUGGCCAGCCUCUCGGCGCCCGGUGUGGCGCUGGCGGCCGAGCUGGAGGCCCGGUGGCGGCGCCAGCUGGCGGCCCUGGGCCGCGUGUACUGCGCGUCUCGCCUCGUCGCUGCGGCCGCCUCCCACCACCGCCUGCUGGGCCUGGUCCGGGGCAUGCAGGCCGCCGACGCCGCCUGCCGGACGGCGUGGGGCGGGGAGGGCGCGGGGCUGGGAGAGGCGGUCACGCUGGCCGACCCGGACUUUGCGGCAAGCCUGAGCGACGUGUGCAACCUGCCAGACUGGCUGGCCGGGUGCGACGCAGAGGAGCUCGCCACUGGCCCGCUGACCUCCGAGUCGCGGCGUCGGGUGCCGGUAUGGACGUGGAUCCUGUUUGGCGCUGCAGCCCUGCUGACACUCACCCUGCUGGGCCUGGGAUACUCCAGCAAGACCACCGCCAACUACAGGCAUGACUCCUUCAUCACAGUUCAAGGCACGCAGGGAUAG